AUGUUAUCAUUUUCUUUUAAAGCCUCACCUGAAGCACAUUUAACAUCUACAGGAACCACAGGAAGGCUCAACACUAGUUUUGAAGGCGGUUUCAUUUUGGUGGGUUUCUCAGACUGGCCUCAACUGGAACUUGCCCUAUUCAUCUUUAUUUCCAUUUUCUACUCCCUAACUCUCUUUGGCAAUACCACAAUCAUCAUUCUUUCCCGCCUGGAUGUUCGACUGCACACACCAAUGUACUUCUUCCUUGGUCAUCUCUCCUUCCUGGACCUCUGCUACACCACCAGCACUGUGCCACAGCUUCUCAUCAACCUUCAUGGAUCUGACCGGACCAUCACCUAUGGAGGGUGCGUGGCCCAGUUCUUUAUCUACCUUGCUCUGGGCUCCACUGAGUGCCUCCUGCUGGUAGUGAUGGCUUUUGACCGUUAUGCUGCUGUCUGCCGACCACUGCACUAUAUGACUAUUAUGCACCCACGCCUCUGCCAGACACUGGCUGCCAUCUCCUGGAUAGGAGGCUUUGUGAACUCUGUAAUUCAGACAGGUCUCACGAUGGCCAUGCCCCUCUGUGGCAGCCAUCGCCUGAACCACUUCUUCUGUGAAAUGCUUGUGGUCCUGAAGCUGGCUUGUGAGGACACUCAGGGGACAGAGGUGAAGAUGUUUGUAGCCCGAGUUAUCAUCUUGGUGGUUCCUGCAGCACUCAUUCUAGGCUCUUAUGUACGCAUUGUUCAGGCAGUGCUAAAGGUUAACUCAAUUGCUGGACGCAGAAAGGCUUUUGGGACUUGUGGAUCCCACCUCCUAGUAGUUUCCCUGUUUUAUGGCACGGCCAUCUACACAUACCUCCAACCCACACAUAUUUAUUCUCAAAGUAAGGGAAAAUUCGUUGCUCUUUUUUAUACUGUAGUUACCCCUAUGCUCAAUCCUUUGAUAUAUACUUUAAGGAAUAAAGAUGUAAAAGGGGCUGUGAGGAAGCUACUAUGGAAAGGCAGAGACUUGAGCUAA
Messenger RNA from Elephantulus edwardii (Cape elephant shrew), 996 nucleotides. RefSeq names its product olfactory receptor 2Y1-like. The record is from RefSeq and is a predicted model, not a curated record. Gene Ontology annotation, cellular component: membrane. Bases 1 to 996 code for a protein of 331 amino acids. NCBI's taxonomy places the organism in Eukaryota, Metazoa, Chordata, Mammalia, Macroscelidea, Macroscelididae. Gene Ontology annotation, biological process: G protein-coupled receptor signaling pathway. Gene Ontology annotation, molecular function: olfactory receptor activity; G protein-coupled receptor activity. The transcript has a single exon.